Messenger RNA from Tribolium castaneum (red flour beetle), 1081 nucleotides. RefSeq lists its product as uncharacterized. The record is from RefSeq and is a predicted model, not a curated record. The coding region runs from base 120 to 1064 and encodes 314 amino acids. The transcript is spliced from 3 exons. Gene Ontology annotation, cellular component: membrane. Gene Ontology annotation, molecular function: oxidoreductase activity. Lineage: Eukaryota; Metazoa; Arthropoda; Insecta; Coleoptera; Tenebrionidae.
UGUCAUUUUCCCUUCACCUGUCAAAUUAAACGUCAAAACAAAACCUCUUCAAAAUCGAUGAUAAAAAUUGUUUAAUAAUGUGAUAAUUGUCAGGAGGGUCAAAGUUUUAUUUGGUGACAAUGUUGGACGGGAAAAAGUUGUAUCAAUCUUUGAGCGUUUUCGGGUCAUUGAGCCUUGCCCUGACAAUACCCUGGAUUGUCUUCAAAGUUUGCAGGGCCGUUUGUUUGAAACGGAAUUAUCACGCAUUGAUGAGAAAGGUGGUCGUGAUAACGGGGGCCAGUUCAGGCCUGGGCGAAGCCCUAGCUCACGAGUUUUACAAACAAGGGUGUCAGGUGGUUUUAUGUGCAAGGCGUCGCCAAGAACUGGAACGCGUCCGUUCCGAUUUAUUGAGGACACACCCCACUGUACCCACCAUACCCCCCAUAAUCCAGCCCCUUGAUUUGAGUGACAUCAAUUCGUUACCCAGCCACGUUGAGAAAAUCCUGGCCAUUACGGGCCGGAUUGAUAUUUUGAUAAAUAACGGGGGGGUGUCUCACAGGGGCUCUGUGAUCGCGACGCAGCCCGAUGUUGAUAUUAAAAUAAUGUUAGUGAAUUAUUUUGGGGCUGUUGCUUUGACUAAAGCUGUGUUGCCGAACAUGAUCAAAAAUCAGUCGGGACAAGUGGUUUUUGUGAGUUCGAUUCAAGGCCUGGUGGCUUUGCCUGAACGUUCGGCUUAUUGUGCCUCUAAACACGCGCUACAAGCCUUCAGUGAUAGUCUUAGGGCUGAAGUGGCAGCUCAUAACAUAUCAGUCACUGUUGUAAGUCCUGGCUACAUCAAGACGGAACUUUCCCGGAAUGCUUUAACCGGAAGUGGGGCAAAACAUGGAGAAAUGGACAAAACCACCGAAUCCGGUUAUUUACCGGAAUAUGUGGCGUCCGAAAUUGGCCGCGCUGUGGUCCAGAAGAAGAAGGAAAUAGUCGUUUGUACGUUCUUGCCUCGAAUUGCGAUUUUCCUGCGAAAGUACUUACCUUCAGUGUACUUUUCUGUAAUGGUGAAACGGGCAAAGAAAGCUCAACUUAAAUAAAUCUCAACUGUGUUUUA